GUGUGAAAGGGAGACAGAGGGGUCAGCUUAGGCAUCUCUUCAUUCUGUCUAACCGCAUGCACUUCCCAGGGAGAGGUUUUUGAACCUUGCAGAAAAAAGGGGGAGGAAAAUUAAUCGUGGAAGGGGCGGGGAGAGAUUCGUCUGCUCUUUGUUUUUGAAUGAGGUGAGAGUGAUUGUGUGCGUUCUUGUUUUGAAAGCUCUCUUUGCCUUCAGCUGCCUUUCGAGUCGGUCCGGAGAUGAUGGCUUGUACUGAGAUGAUCACACUGUGCCUCCAAACGGGAAAACACACAGAGAAUAACCCUACCGGCAGCCAAGUAAGCACGACUGUGCCGGUCUUCAUCGAUAUUUUUCGAAGAGCAGACAAGAAUGAUGAUGGUAAAUUAUCCUUUGAUGAGUUUAAGGCCUACUUUGCAGAUGGAGUCCUGAGCACUGCUGAGUUACGGGAGCUGUUUGUCAAGAUUGAUAAGCACCGCACGGACAACUUGGACACAGAGGAGCUAUGUGAGUAUUUUUCUGAGCAUCUAGGGGAAUAUGAAAGUGUCCUGUCAGCUCUGGAACAGCUCAAUAUCUCCAUUCUGAAGGCAAUGGACAAAACCAAAAAGGAAUACCAGAGCUCCUCAACUCUGGAACAAUUUGUGACCCGCUUUUUGCUCCGAGAGACCAUGGACCAGCUGCAGUCGCUGCAGAGCUCUCUGGAAUGUGCGAUGGAUGCCAUUGAGGAGCAAACUAGCCAUGAGAGGCCGGAGCAGGACACGCCUGAGAUCCCGCCUGUCCAUCGCCCAGGGAGACGAUGUGGUCGCAGAGCUCAGAAGAAUAUCUGCCUGUCCCCUAGUGACCCAUACUCAGGAAUCCUUCACUCAGGUGUCUGUGUGGAACCAGAGAGUCAGUGGGUGACCCAGGUUAACAGAUUGCAGCAGCUGAUUGACAGGUUGGAGUGCAAGACUCCCAGACUGGAGCCCUUAAAGGAAGAAGUAAUUGAGGAAGCCACUAAUUCUCACAUCUUGGUCGUGCAGCGGCAGAUGUCUGUGCUGGAGGAGGAAGUAGAGGAGUUCCGUUUUGCUUUGAAACAAUAUGUGGAGUUGGCCUCCAAUCAAAGUGGCAGCUUGCACAUCUCAGUUCAGAGGCUGGGUAAUGAAACCUGCUUCAUAAUCUAUGAGUUCUGGCAGGACAGGACUUCAUGGAGGAGCCACUUGCAGGCAAACUACAGCAAGAACUUCCAGAGGAACAAUGUAGACUUCCUGGAGACACCAGAACUAAUGACAACCAUGCUGCUUCCUGCAUCCUGGUGGAUUACCAGCAAGAACAACAACAACUGACCCCUUUGCUUUUCAAAGUAACACCACUCUUAAGGAUCUUGGGUAAAGCAUCGUUCUCAAGAUUGGCUGAUGUUGCUUCACGAACCAAUGGAUAUCAUUCAACCUACUGCCACAGAACUUUUUUCUUUAGACAAAUCAAAUACUCAAUAACAAAUUGCUACAGUGUGUUUUGGUUGCUAAAGUAUUUAUUGUGUGAUGCAGGUAAGGUGCAGUUGACCUGAGCUCCCAAUGUGACUAAAGAUGAGUUCUGUUUGCCUGUUUGCUGUAAGCUCCCCCCUAGCCCUGUUAGAGCAACACUACAUGCCCUCAGGACUAUGUUGCUUCGUGAUGUCAAAAAUGACCUGAGCUCAAUGCCAGUAUUUACUGACCCAACUCAAAACCAAUUCAUCCCAAAUGUGAAAAGUAAACGCUGAAGAGAAAAUGGGGGAGUGGGAAUAAUUUGGUAAUUCUUUCAGGGUCAGCACAGAUAUGGUGUUCCCAAUGGCUUCCUCCUGUGCUGUGCAGUUCUAUGAUUCUAUGAUCCUCAUUUCCUUGUCUAUAAGAGACAUCCUCCUUAGCAAUAUGCAUCAACAGUUGUGCGCUUGGAUGUUGUAAAAUUAUACCUUCUCUUUUUCAGAGAUAGUAGUUGCCAAUGCUGGAGAAUCUGAGAUAACAAAGUGUAGAGCUGGAUGAACAACAGCCAUACAAACAGCAUCAGAGGAGCAGGAAAGCUGACGUUUCAGGUCUGGACCCUUCUUCAGAAAUGGGGGAGGAGAAGGCACUCCUUGACCUGUCCGUCUUUUCUCCCACCUAUCCGCUCCUUCCACCUCAUUGACCAAGCCCCACCCCCACCUCCUAUCUACCAGCCUCAUCCCCACCUCCUUGACCUGUCUGUCUUCCUUCAACUGGCCAACCCCCAUCCCACCUCUCUACCUGCACUCACCUUUACUGGCUUCAUCCCUGACUCCUUGACCUGUCCGCCUUCUCUCCAUCUAUCUGCACCUUUAUCCACCUUCCAUCAUUGCCUCCCCCUCUCUCUAUUUAUUUCAG
Molecule: messenger RNA, 2345 nt
Organism: Stegostoma tigrinum
Lineage: Eukaryota; Metazoa; Chordata; Chondrichthyes; Orectolobiformes; Stegostomatidae
Product: N-terminal EF-hand calcium-binding protein 1-like
Exons: 13
Coding region: 237-1316 (359 amino acids)
Biological process (GO): regulation of amyloid precursor protein biosynthetic process
Cellular component (GO): Golgi cis cisterna; cytoplasm; endoplasmic reticulum
Molecular function (GO): calcium ion binding
Source: RefSeq, a predicted model, not a curated record